Messenger RNA from Chenopodium quinoa (quinoa), 1069 nucleotides. RefSeq names its product glutathione S-transferase T1-like. Bases 105 to 824 code for a protein of 239 amino acids. The transcript is spliced from 7 exons. Lineage: Eukaryota; Viridiplantae; Streptophyta; Magnoliopsida; Caryophyllales; Amaranthaceae. The record is from RefSeq and is a predicted model, not a curated record.
UCUAAAAGUCCGUAUAAUCAUACUUGUACAAUUAAUCCUCACCAAUCCCACUAAGGCACUAGAGUCCAGACUCCAGAGCAAAAGAAGAAAGAAAGAAAGAAAAAAUGACUCUGAAAGUUUUUGCAGAUCGAAUGUCCCAGCCUUCUCGAGCUGUUAUUUUGUUCUGCAAGCUUAGCAAAAUCGAUUUCGAGGAAGUCAAAAUUGAUCUUUUCAAGCGCCAGCAUUUAUCUCCUGAAUUUGCUGAGAUAAACCCACUGCAGCAAGUUCCUGCGAUAGUUGAUGGAAGAUUUAAGCUGUAUGAAAGUCAUGCAAUCCUUAUCUACCUUGCUUGUGCAUUUCCUGGAGUGGCAGAUCAUUGGUAUCCUGCUGAUGUUAGCAAGAGGGUUAAGAUCCAUUCAGUGCUGGAUUGGCAUCACUUAAAUCUGCGUUAUGGAGCAAUGAGAUAUGUUUUACAUACCACACUUGGCCCAGCACUUGGCAGACCCUUAAAUCCUGAAGCUGCUGCCAAAGCAGAGAAAACAUUGGAUUCGUCUUUGUCAAAAAUCGAAUCAGUCUGGCUCAAAGGAAGUGGAAAGUUUCUGCUGGGUAGUUACCAGCCAUCUGUAGCAGACCUUAGUCUUGUCUGUGAGAUCAUGCAGUUAGAGGUUUUGGAUGAAAAGGAUCGUGCUAGGAUACUGAGUCCAUACAAGAAGAUUCAAAAGUGGAUUGAAGCUACAAAAGCUUCAACACAGCCCCAUUUUGAUGAUGUUCAUGGGAUUCUUUACAGAGCCAAGAUAAAAAUUCAGAAGCAAAGAGAAAUUUCAACAUUGCAAUCAAAGAUGUGAAGAAUGAUGGAAAUUGAUAAAUGCUCUUGAUUUGCUUCUGUUUUGUUGAAGAAUAUAAUUCAAGAACAUCUUCCUACAUUCCUGACUUUUGGUGUACAACAUAAUAGAUGCUUAAGAGAAUAAUCGACUCUAGUAUAUGCUGUAAUCUAUACGUAAAAAUGCUAAAGAGAAUAAGAUGAGAGUUUACUUGAUCGAAACUCUUUUCUGAAGCCCCAAUAAUGAAGAUCAGUGUUUGAUUCUUAUCA